AAUCUGAGGAGGAUGACAAUGAUGAGAUGGAAGAGGAGGAAGAAGAAGAAGCUGAGCAGGAAGGAGAGAGAGGAGAGCAGGCAAACACUGCUGGAGGAGAGAGCAUUACAGGAGGCAGCCAUGGUGUUGUGAAAAAGUCUGUCUUCAAAGUCACCUGUGGGGCCAUCAAUGGAACGCUACAUAAGGAUCGGUUUGCAUCAGGUACGUUACAUAUUUUAUUCUCUCAAGGUUUAAUAAACAUAAAAAAUCCUAUAGCUAUUGCUGUGUCUCAGAAACUAUUGGAGGUACUGGAGACACUUUUACAUGUCGGCAACCCUCUUUCUCUGGCUGCACCUCAAAUACUGCCCCCACUUAGUGCUUUUAUCAAGCAGAAAACCCAUGGCAGCAGAUCCACAAGGUCUGCCAUGAGAGGUGACUGUAUAGUUCCCUUAAGGAAAAGCACCUUCAGUCAGACGGCUUUCACUGUGAGAGCUUCCCAUGUCUGGAACACAACUGCCUUCAGACACACGUAACUGCGCCACACACAACCUGUCUGUAGUUUGUGAGGUGUGUAGAUAUUGUUUGUUCAUUCUCUGUCUUUUGUUUGGUUGCUUUAUGUGUUAUGCUCUGUCUGUCUGCGUACUAAGUGUUACUUGUCAUAUGUUGCUCUCUAUGUGCUCAUUGUCUGUCUGUACUACGGGACUACGGUCGAAAUUUUGCCAAUUGGCUAAAACCGGCACUUUUACUGAAAAUGUCUCUGCAAAAAUAAACGUAAUAAAGUAAAGUAAAUGACACAGUUUUAGCUAUUGUCGAUAAUACACUACAGGUUAUUUUACCAUAGCCCUAUGUGACUGGUCAGCUGUCGUGUGCCAUAUUGGAUUUAUACUAGGGUUAUGAUAGGGUUUCAUUUGAGAUUUUCCUUCUGCCCCUAUCUUCUCUGUUGCCCCAGGGUCGUGUGGAAAGAGCAUCCGUACGGAGCUGCGCUGGAUGACCCCUGUGGAGUUUAUGACGGGGGGGUCAGCUCUGGCAGAUGCCUCCUGGAAGAAAGACAUCCAGUGGGACGGGAAACCACUCAGCGUCCUCAUCGAGGUACAGAGGGAAAGAGAACGAGGAAGGGAGAUGAAGAAGAUGUGUGUUUGGCACUUACCAACCUACUGUACAAGGAAUUGGAACACGACUCUCGACCUUCGCCUCCCCCAAUUUCUUGGUAUCCAAUUGGUAGUUACAGUCUUGUCCCAUCCCUGCAACUCCCGUACGGACACAGGAGAGGCGAAGGUCGAGAGUCGUGUGUCCUCCGAAACAUCUCUAGUGGCACAGCUAGCACUGUGAUGCAGUGCCUUAGACCACUGCGCCACUCGGGAAACCCGGCUUAAGAUAGUCUGCCAGGUCUUUAAGGACCUGUGAUGAAAAAAUGUCCCUUCUUCAAAAACGUUUUACUAGUACUACUACUGUCUUUGUUUGUUUCUCAUUUUCAGAGUAAGAUCUUGGACAUCCACUCUCUCUUGUGUAAAUGCAAGCUGUGCAGCCCCACGGCCACAGACCGGGUAAGUUUCCCCCUCGACCCUCAGGAACAUGGGAACAACAUAGGAACAACCAUUUCAGUUUCUCCUCAUCGCUCAGCCACAUAUUGCCAGGGUAUAUCUGGUGGGCUUUCUGGAAUAAGGACAAGUGUAUAUAGUGUGGUAAAAGUGCAAUAGAUGAUAAAAUGAAUGUUAUUCUCUAUUUCUUCGAGGUCACAAUAGUUACAUAGUCUUUCCUCGUCCAUUUCACCAUUAUACCGACCUGUUUCAAUACGCAGGGGCAAUAUCCCUGAUCUUACACGUAGCGAUCUCUUGCUUUUAGGUAGGUUGUACAUAAUAUACUGUAUCUCUCACACACAAAUUCACCCUUAAUCAAACAAAAGGUUCUCAAUUUGGGUUUAUGAUUAAUCAUUUAUUUUCAUAUUGUGUCAUCAGUUGUUUUUUAAUAGUGUCUCUGUCUCCCUUAAUUUGGUUUUCGUACAAAUGUUCAAAGUCAGACUGCUGGAAAAGGUCCGACAUUUCGGUUGCCCAGGCUCCUCCUGUGAAGAGAUCCUUUGCUGGCUAUUCUGGCAAUUGGCAUAUCCAACAGUCUAUUCCUAAGUCUCACCAUGCACGCCUUCCAUCUCACCUCACAGUGUUCCCAGCCCAUGUCCCCAGUUAUUGCCAGUAUAGGUGCAAACUUGUGGACACCUAAAAAAUAACGUACUGCUUUGAGAUACCACCUAGCAAUCCACACCCCUGCUGAAUGGUCCAGAACAGGACACAUGUCUGAUACAGUUUGGAAUAUGUGGAAUAACCAUAUAUCUUUGAGUGUUAUUAUUUUUCCUAUAACUCCCCCAAGAGCUCUAAUUGCUGAGUCAGCCAGCAAAACUGAAAAACUUAUCUCAGUACUUGGAUUUCUAAAAAUGCAUUUUUGUUAUUAAAAAAUAAAUCAUGAUUCUCCAUCUUUUGCACCAAUUGACAUUUUCCGCAGGUCUUGUUCCGUUUCUGCCAUCAAAAUAAUAUCAUCAGCAUUUCAUCAUGAUAUCUUAAUCCAAUAUUUAACUGUUUAAUUAUUUUUGCCAAAGCAUUAAUAAACAUAGCAAACAGAAUCGGUGAUACGGCGUCUUCUUGUUUUACAUACAUUCGUUAACACGCAAACAGGCAGUUGGUGCUUGAUUGUUAACCAAUUCCUUCUCACCUUCCUCUCUUCUCUGUCUUGGCAAAACGAUCAGGACAACGAUGACGACUGCUUCAUCUGUAGGAGCCAGGGCAGCUUGAUAUGCUGUGAUAAGUGUCCUCGCUCCUUCCAUCAGAGAUGUCAUCUUCCUAAUGUGGAUGACUCUAUGCUGGGGUGAGAAGAGUUGAGGGUUGAUGAGAGAGAGAGUGAGAGAAAGAGAUUGAUAGAAGAGAGGUCUGUUUGUUCUGUGUAGGUAAACUUAGCUGUAAGCUUAUUUGUGCACUAUUGAAAAUGUGUGUGUGUGUGUGUGUGUGUGUGUGUGUGUGUGUGUGUGUGUGUGUGUGUGUGUGUGUGUGUGUGUGUGUGUGUGUGUAAUCACAGGGAUAAUCGUCCGUGGAUGUGUACAUUAUGUGUACUGAGGGACAGUCAGUCGUGGCAUUACCCCAAACAAAUGACCUACCAGGAAGCCUUGACCUGCCGAAUCUCUGACCACCUACUGGUGAGGAGCCUGAAUUAAUGACUGCUACCAUUGGGCCAAUUGCCUGUCAAUCAAUCAAUUAAUCAACCUAUCCAUCUGUCAGUCUGUCCAUUAUAAUGAUCACGAAAUACUUGACAUUAAAUAAGUAUGCAGAAUUAAAUGUAAACAAGCUUUGAGCAGUCACAUUAAGGUGCGUGUUUACUCUGACAGGAAUGCCACCACCUCCUGCUGUGUCUGUACCACGCGGACGAGGACAAGAUCUUUGUGACAGAUCCUUGCAUCAGUGUAAGUCUCUCUCUCUCUCUCUCUCCUCUUAGCGAGAGAGAGAAGAGAGAUAUCGAGAGACGGAUAGAGGAGAGAGAGAGAGAGCUCAUCAGUUCGAUGAUCGUAUCUGUCUCUCUCGUAUAGCUAGAUCUCUCUCUCUCUCUCCUCUCUCUCUCUCUCUAUCUCUCUCUCUUCUCUCCUCUCUCUCUCUCUCUCUCUCUCUCUCUCUCUCUCUCUCUGUGUGCGUGUGAAAGUUCACAUAUAUCUCUGUCUGUAUGUUUCAUUGCCAGGUGAGAAACUACACCAGUAUGAUAAAGACUCCGAUGUGGCUGGACAGGGUUGUGGAGAAGCUGCAGCAGAAUCUCUACCAGUCAGUGCAACACUUUGAGUGUGACGUGUUGCUUAUCUUCACCAACUGUGCCACGUUCAACAGGGUAAGACUGCACUACUGCAGUGUCCAAUGUGAAGACUCAGGGCUAACAUUUUUGAAAUAAAUCUUGGAAUUAUUAACUCAACUUUACUUAUGCUAAUGCAUGAAUAACACUUUUAAAAUGUGCCUUUGUUUAAUCCAUAACAAAGCUACAUUAGGCAAAAUGAGUUGUGUUAAUUGCAUUUCUACCUUGUUUAUUAUGUUUUCUAUACAAUUGUGCCUGUCUUUCUUUUCUGAAGGACAAUGCAGAGUUCCGUGGGAUGGGCGAAAGAUUGAAGAAUCUGUUUGAGAGAGAGUUCAAGAGUACAUUCAGCAUCCAACUUCAGCAUCCAACUGCAUCCAACAGCCAG
Molecule: messenger RNA, 4180 nt
Organism: Coregonus sp. 'balchen'
Lineage: Eukaryota; Metazoa; Chordata; Actinopteri; Salmoniformes; Salmonidae
Source: the annotation of a GenBank genome assembly